AUGCGUCUGUUCGAGUCCCUCCUAGCGGUCUGCCUCUGUCUGGCUCAAGUCAGUCUUGCAAUCCCUUUGUCCUUCACGAAAUGGCCCACCACUCUUCGAGCUGGUCAGCCCGCCACGGUGACUUGGAUUGGUGAUCUUGAAACCCCUGCCACCAUCACUCUUCGGAAAGGAUCGGCCACCGAUCUAGGUGACGUGCAGGUGUUGACGAAUGAUGCCCGUGGAGGAACGUUUACCUUCACUCCCAGUGACAGUCUUCCUGGCGGCGCGGAUUAUGCCCUGCAGAUCAACCAGGCCGGAGAAGUGAACUAUUCGGGGCAUGUUACCCUUGAGCCGUCUCCCGCGGUGAUUCCUCCGUCCAAGGGCCCACGUCCGACUCCGACUGCCAGUAGCAAAGACCCCAAGUCGGAGGAUUUCGAAACUGCCAGCCGCGAAAAGGAUGACAAGGACAUUCCGGAGGGUAACAACGGCGAAACAUUGUCGCUGAAUGAGACCACGCCCACCAAGAACACGACGUCCAACAAGAGCGCCAUGGCUGCCCAAAUGCAAUCUGGCGCAGCGUCGUUCCGAAACACCUUGCCCGAAUUGCUGUUGGGCGCUGCGGGCAUCAUCUUCUACCUGACCAGGUGAAAGCCCUAGAGUCUUGGUCGGAAAAAAGCAAAAAAAAAAUGGGUCUUGACUUCUAAGCCCCUGCUUUUGGCUUCUAUUCUUGUUCCCCCGCUUUUAUCUUAUGUUUUAUCCCUUUUUACCCUUCUUUGGUGUAUGUCACAUCGCGUGUUGAAGUUGUAUGGAUCAAUCAAGUCAGCCCCCUUUCGCAGGGGCAAGACCACUUAAUGGCCUGUCAGUGGGGUGGAUGUUCUGUGUCUGUCAUGUAUAUAUAUCUUUCACCUUUGCGUGUGCUUUCUUGGGACCGACAUUGGAAGCACUGCCUAUCAGUCUUCCUCAUUUUUCCCGGCGCUUCUUUACAAUGCUGCCUGUCUUAUGGUGUGCAUUAAAAAC
Aspergillus steynii IBT 23096 is the source of this 996-nucleotide messenger RNA. Its product is annotated as GPI anchored serine-threonine rich family protein. Lineage: Eukaryota; Fungi; Ascomycota; Eurotiomycetes; Eurotiales; Aspergillaceae. The transcript has 2 exons. The record is from RefSeq and is a predicted model, not a curated record. Bases 1 to 627 code for a protein of 208 amino acids.